AAACAUGAUAAUUAGAGCACAAUUACCACAUUGAAGCUUCAAAUACCACAUCAAAUGCCACAAACUAAAAUAAUGUAUCAUUUUGAUUCAAAAUACCUCAAACUCAAAAUACCUCAUCCAAACGACCCGCUAAGUAAUUUGACUAAAAUUACAUGUAAUUUAGGAAAGAACGGGUCGAGAAUGGGGCGGGUCAAGGCAGGUCGAGUCGAUGAGAGUACCCAUGCCUACGGGGCGGGUCGGACCCGGCCCAAAACAGGCCAAAAAGAUCGGGUAAAACAGGUCAGGUCGAAUUUGCCAUCCCUAGUUCCUAGAGGAGAGCAUUGAACCAUUUAUGUACGAUUGUGAGGUUUCAUUUCAGUUUCAAACUAUAUAUGGAUCGUGUGGGAAUUCCAGUGAGCUUUAUACUCUAUAUUUGUUGACAAUCGAUUAACCAAUAUCAUUUUAGUGGUGCUUAAUUAUCAUUAUGAAAUGAGAUUAAUGAUACAUUUUUAUAUUCUUAAGUAAGGAUAAUACUUCUCUAAAUGUUCGAUCUAUCUAUUCAUUCUUUAUGUGUCAUCUCGAGCGAAGGAUUUUUUAUAAACUUAAACGGGCUAAUAGAAACGUAACAUAAAAAUAAAAAUAAAAAUAUAUGAAAGAGGUAAAUGGCGCAUUAAUAAUCAAUAAUUAUCUUCUGUUUAGAUUUUGGAAACAUUGCGUGAAGGAUUUAGAAAAGGGGAAGAAAAAAAAAGAGAUAAAAGAGAUCCAUUCACGUGCCUAGUAACACGUGUGAGUUGUGACACAAAAAGAAAGGCUAAAUUACACGUUUGGUCACUCGAAUUAUACAAAUCUUUCACGUUUGCCACCCAAAUUACUUUUCUUUCUUAUUUGCCACUAACUUUACGAAUCAUUUCACCAUUAGUCACCGACCGUUAUACUCCGUUAAAUUUGUCCUAUGUGGCAGUCAACUAUAAAGUUUGACCGUUAACUUAAUGACGUGGAAAUUAGAAAUAAAAAUAUAAAAUAAAUUAAUUUUUCCAAAAAAGAAGGGGAUUGCUAUUCGUCGCCCUAAAAAUCCUUAUUCGUCGCCCUAAUUAAAUUAAUUUUACUCUAAUGCCCUUAAUUCAUUUAUUUGUAGUUAAGCUCAAAACAAAUUUAUUACCGGAAAUAAAUUACCCAAAACAUUGUCAUUGAGCCUCUUUUGCAACUGACUUUGGCUUUAAAAGCUUCUCUUUGCAACUGACUUUGGCUUUGUACCUUUCCUUUCCCUUGGACAUUAAACCACGAGUUGCUCACUCUAAUGCGAGACCUUGCUUCUUGGCAUAGGCAUUGUAGAACUUGUAAGCCGAAUAAAAAGAAUCAAACUCUAGACAAGAACGAAUCAAUUGCCUUUCGAAACCCAUUUCGUGAUUCUAUACAUAGAACACUGUCACUGGUUGCUGAUGCACAGACCGAUGUGACAUGAAGAAUAGGAUGAAAUGAACUCCGGCAGUAGAAGCAGAGCACCGGAGGAAGUCCGCGGCAGCAGAUGCAGUGGCUGCUGCAGCAAAAUGAAUGGUGCUAGAAGGGUAAAAGUGUCAAUUUGAUGCAUUUUAGGGCGAUAAAAUUUGAAUUUUAGGGCGACGAAUAGCAAUUCAGAAGAAGAAAGGAGGUCGCUGGAAAAAUCCCCAAAUCCAACAACGAAGAAUAGAAUACAGAGAUCAGAUCCCCAAUUUCAUCGUGCGUUCCUCCCUCCCUAGGGUUUCCGGCGACCAUGAAUCCCGAUGCCGCGAUCCCGAGCCUCCGCUACGAUCCCACUCACAAACCCCGCUGCUGCCUACGGAUGUAUCAUCGAGCGUCGUCGUCGAAUCGGCUCCCGGAUCUGGUUCCUCCUCGAGCGAAACUGAGCUUGACUAGAAUCCGAAGAGGCAGAAGAUCGAUGAAGAUGAUGGCGGCGACCUCAUGGGCAUGGGCAGACUUGGAUCUCGUUGAGAAGAAAGAGAACACGUGAUUCUUCAACCAAACCAAGAAAUCAAUAUAUUAUAUAAAUCAGACCAUUCUUAACGGUGUACGAUCCGAUUUGAUCCAUAAUUUUUCAAACGGUUUAUUUUCCUAACCGAGUACCGACCAUGAAGACCGAAAUUAGUGGACAACUGAAUGGAAAUGGAGAGAUUGUUGUCUGACCCCACAUUAUGAUCAUGUUCAUGUGUGAGUGUGACCCUUGGUAUGAGUAGGAAUGGCAAUGCGUAGUUCCGGGAAGGGUACUUCGAUACUUAUACCUGCUCUGUGGCAGGUUGGGUUCCGGUUAGGUGAUUUAUCAUGUUGAGAACAGAAUGUGCAUAGCUCUUGAGUCGAGCUGUGAGGAAAUCUUCUGUUCUUCCUUCCAAUCUUCUUCAUCUUCAUCUUUCAUGGGGACUGGUCCCUUUCUGACGACAGCCCAUAAUUCUCCGUCAACCCCACGAAGGUAAAUUCGCAUCCUCUUCUUCCAGACUGUGUAGUCUGUUCCAUCGAACCAUGGUGGGUUUGUAUUUGUCGAAUAGGCUACUGCACUUGAGGAUGAUCUAGACAUCUUAUGAUCUUCUCUUUGGCGACGGUUAGUCCUUCAAAGAGCCCGCUCUGAUACCAAUUGAUAAGUCUGAAUGAAUAUGAAAGGAAAUAAAUUUUAUUUAAAUUGAAACAGAGUUACCCAAGCCAAGAGACUUGACACUUUUGAAUACAGAAGAAAAACACUCAAUCCCAACUUCCCAAGACAAGAUCACCCAGUUCUCAACUCCUGUGACCUAUCUACUGAAGAUGGUACCCAAAACAGCCCAUGAUAGAUAAGACAGAAUCCCAGUCUCUCUUUACUACCAACCGCUGCAUUCAAAUGGAGAACUCACUCGUUAUUUAUAGGAAGAAAAGGAAAGAGUCGUUUCCUACAAAGCGCUCUUGGUAGCGAUUAUGAUUGCUUGCUAAGUAGAGGCGGUGGAGCUCUGGAAGAGUGGUUCUUCGAUCUAUUGAGAGAAGAACAGAAAGCUGCAGAUUGACAGACUCGAGAUGUAGACGACAACUACGACGGACGAAACACUAUCCGAACCCAAAACGCCACCGUUCCUUUGGCAUGGUUCUCACUUUUGGGUACCCCCUUCGAUACACCAACGAAUAAGUUAAAACAUCGCUA
Linum trigynum is the source of this 3115-nucleotide messenger RNA. The record is from the annotation of a GenBank genome assembly. NCBI's taxonomy places the organism in Eukaryota, Viridiplantae, Streptophyta, Magnoliopsida, Malpighiales, Linaceae.